AUGAUACCAGGAAACAAAAUACUAGACAAUAACCUCCUCGAUAUGCUGGGUAACCAGCCAUCCCUGCACAAAUUAUACAGUCAAAUCUCUUCCGUCUACGCGGUUACCGAUCCCGAGGUCCACGGGCACAUUAUCCAUACUCUGAGAAACGGACUUGAGAGAUUAGCAGAGAGCUUUCCAUGGCUCGCAGGCUAUGUCAUCAACGAAGGGGCCAGCGAAGGUGUCACGGGUACCUACAGGAUCGUACCUACCGAUAAGAUCCCGCUCGUCGUCAAGGAUCUGCGCGAUGACGCCUCAGCACCAACCAUGGACGCGAUGCGACAAGCCGGGUUUCCCUUCAGAACGCUGGACGAGAAUGCCAUUGCUCCGUGCACGACCAUCAACAUCCCCGGAAUACCCAUCGGCCUAGUUGACGACCAUGGGCCGGUUUUUGCCGUCCAGGCAAACUUCAUGAAAGAGGGGGAACUGGCAGUCGGGAACAUGGACAAGAGCCAAAGUGUUCAACUCCCAGACGCCUCGUGGGAGCCUGGCGCUGAGAUUGAGCAUCAGCUGUUGAAACCGCCCGUUGAAGAAUCCGAUGAGAGCACAAAAUCACAAGGCACACGUCCCAGAUUGUCUUGGGGCUACGUCAACUUUCCUCGGACCUCGCUGAAAGCUCUCAAAUCGGAGGCGAUGGCCACUAAGCCUGCCGAUUCGGACUUUGUGUCCACUGACGAUGCCAUCUGCGCAUUCAUCUGGACAUGUCUCUCCCGGGCCCGGGCAAACCGCCUUCAAAUUGACACGAACACGACAUUCGCGCGUGCAAUCGAUGUACGCUCACGGUUGGGCCUACCGGCCACUUAUCCCGGGGCCCUCACAAACAUGACGUACAACCGGUCAUCGAUAGGAGCAGUGGGAGGGCAGUCGUUGGGCUCCGUGGCAUCCGAUCUUCGCAAUCAGCUUAACCCCAGCGUUACAGACUUGGCAUAUAAUACCCGCGCCCUCGCGACAUUCCUUAGUCGCUGCGCGGAUAAAAGUCAGGUUCUCGUCACUGGGUGUGUAGAUCCUUCGUCGGGGAUCAUGCUCAGCUCCUGGGCUGGAGUUAGUCUUUACGACCUGGACUUCAAUCUCGGACUCGGACGGCCUGAAGCAGUGCGCCGACCGAGAUUCUUCCCUGUUGAGAGCUUGAUUUACAUUAUGCCCAAGUCUCCGCGUGGUGACAUGGCGGUCGCCAUGUGCAUCAGGGAUGAGGAUUGGCAACGAUUAAAGGAGGAUGAGGAAUGGGGCAAGUUUGUGGAGUUUAUUGGGUAG
This is a messenger RNA of Metarhizium acridum CQMa 102, 1290 nucleotides long. NCBI's taxonomy places the organism in Eukaryota, Fungi, Ascomycota, Sordariomycetes, Hypocreales, Clavicipitaceae. The record is from RefSeq and is a predicted model, not a curated record.